AUGACGAUAACAAGGCAGGUAGUUGGGGUGAUCCUGAUUGGUUUAAUAUUGGGUACUCUAUCACAGGAACGGUACAAUGUUCCAGACUCAAAUAACAACCAGAAUAUAAAACCAGCUGUCAAGGCCAAGAUCAUUCCAUCUGAAAACGGCAACGCGGCUGUUAUACGUCCAGUGAACGACGUAGUACACAGGGGAGAUAACAACCAAAAUAUUAUUUCCAAUCAAGGUCAAGGUCAGGCGGUGGUUCAAGGUCAACAACCAAAAGUUGAUCAGAGUUUUAAUAAUGGAGUGAUAAGAAAUGUGAACAAUCAACAAGCUGCUCCCGUGUUAAACGUAGGUAAUAACAAUGACAACAAUGUAGUACAAUUUAAUAAUCCCGUCAACAAUAAUAAUAAUAAUAAUAACUUUCAGCAGCAACAGAAUUUUCAAAAUAAGAAAAGUCAACGUGAAAUUGGUGGAAUGAAAUUAAACUGGGAUUGGAGUGACUUUGCGAUUUCGUUUAAUGAUUAUGGAGCUGCAGAACAGAAAGUGAGACGUGCCCCACACGCUUCGACUGGGGAACCCUGGCCUUUACCCCAAUAUUAUGUUAAAAAAUCUAAAAAGGUGUAUCGCAUAUCGGCAAGUGAGUUUACGUUUAAAAUUGUGGAUAAAAGUUGUGAUAUUCUAGAAUCGGCUGCGGAGCGUUAUCGAGACCACGUGUUAAACGAUGUUGUAGAAGAUAUGUACGAUAAUCUCCAGCAUGCAGACGGAACAGUUCUUGAGGAUCCAGCAUCCAAAUAUGACAGUCCAAAGUUCACUAACGCUCCUGUGAUUACUGUCAUGGAAUUAAAAGUUCGGAAACCAUGUUCCAAAUAUCCUGGUCUUCAUUCCGAUGAAUCUUGUAAUCUUUCAUGA
Molecule: messenger RNA, 894 nt
Organism: Lottia gigantea (owl limpet)
Lineage: Eukaryota; Metazoa; Mollusca; Gastropoda; Lottiidae
Exons: 3
Coding region: 1-894 (297 amino acids)
Source: RefSeq, a predicted model, not a curated record